AUGACCAACGCCAGAUACCCUAAAAAUUCAGAAAAUGACUUCCUGAUUGAUGUUUUUCCUCGCAACCAAAACAAUCUAGAAGGUUGGAACAAGCAGAUGGGAGAAAAAGUUAAUUUGAAGUUUGUUUUUGCUUCAAUUGCCUUUGGAAGUUUUCACUUUAAUAAUGCUACUCGGGAGUUUGUUUCACACAUCCACAAUUCUGUUACCAAGCCAGUACUUUCCUAUAUCCUAGGGCAGUGUGUGGUAUGUACCCAGCGUUGCCUUGACAGAGGGGCAGCUGGUUCAGGGCGUUCUGAUGACAACAUGGAAUCUUUAAAAAAGAGAUUUGACACCUACAUGAAUGCCACAAUGCCCAUCAUAGAGCAUUAUGAAGCACUGAACCUUGUUCAAACAAUUGAUGCAACUCGAUCUCCAGAAGAAGUUUUUGAAGAUGUGAAACCACUCUUCAGCUAAAUCCAGUGCAUUGUAUAAUGAUCAGUGAAGAAGACACAGCAUACCUGCUUUAUAAUGAAUUACAAGAUUCUUCUGGAAUCUUCAUGAUGCACUUUAGCAGUUGAAAAGACACGAAUUCCAAACAGGUUUGUAGGGACCGUAAUACAUGUAGUAGCAUAUACAAUAUUCAUCAAGGUACUCUCAUUGUUCAUUUUUACCUAAAUGUUAAGAUACACAAAAUGUUUUAAGUGGUUGUCUGUGUUAUAAUAUAGUAAAUAUUUCUUUGGUUAUUUCUGUACCUGCUUCCUUGAAAGUGUGUACUUACUAAGGUGCACCACAUUUGUUACAGAGAACUUUCAAUUUAUAUUUAUUCCUGGAAUCACUACCUCUAUUUAUUUCUUCCUAAAAUAAUUUUAUCACAUUCUGGUAUAUAUUACCAGACAUAUUCACCCAACACUUUAUAUUAAGUUUAAGGAUUUUUUUCUUUUAUUUGAAUAUUUGCAUUCUUAGUGCUAUACAAAUACUCUUAAUAUGAUGAAAAUGUAAUAUAUUUUAAGAAUUGUUAUUGCUUGUUAAAACUCUCUAGAAUUUAGUAAGUUUAUAACAGUGAACUAUUAUUUUUAUUGUAUUUUAUCUCUGCCUUCUCAUCCUUCAUGUCUGGGGGUCUGUGCUGACUACAUACACCUGUGACUUACAUGCUUGUGAUCAGUUUCUAUUGGGAAACUGAAUCACUACCUUCAAGUGCCAGAUCAACCAAGCUGUUAUGGCUUUGUGGUCAUGUGGGCUGCCAACAGCAACAACAUGGUUAAACAGGCAACCAACAGAAAAACCUGGCUCCAGGCUAGGCUGUGAGGGUAGAAAGACUCCUGAAGGCAGUCACAGGUAUAUCCCUCUUGUAUGACACUAAUUCCUUACACAUUUCAUUUUACUUAGGUCACCACUUAGAUGAUAUCAGUCACACCAGUCUAGGACUGGCAUGAAUAUUCCAUGCAGUGUAAGUUGUCUUCACCUCUUAGGUUUGUUUACAUUUCAUUUUGGUUCAUUUAAUGUUUCUUAAUCCACAUGGACAAUAGAUGUAAUGAACUUAAUAUUAUAAUGUUAGUAUAUAGUAUGCAAGUUAUAAAGUGAACUUAUUUAUUAUACAAUUGUCACUUGAUAUUCUUCAGCACUUGCAAUAACAAACAAAAAUAAAGGUACUGCUUA
Cherax quadricarinatus is the source of this 1635-nucleotide messenger RNA. NCBI's taxonomy places the organism in Eukaryota, Metazoa, Arthropoda, Malacostraca, Decapoda, Parastacidae. The record is from RefSeq and is a predicted model, not a curated record.